AUGGAGAGCAGCGACUUACUGAUAGAAGAGACAAGAGCGAAGAAGAAGAAGAGCUCAACCCGAUUACUAGGUAUGAUCCUCCUAUUCAUCUUCUCGAAAGUGGCAAUAUUCAAGGCGGCGUCCGUCUUCUUAAUGAUGGCGUUCUUCCAGAAGCUAUUCUAUCUGAUCGGGCUGUUCCUGAACUACUUCCUCAAGAGCAAGUCUAAAGGAAUGCCUUCGAAUGUUUACGGCCCGCCUUCGGAAUACAACACAGUCGGCUACAGCUACGGCCCACCGGAUAACGAUUUGCAUUCUAAGGAAAACGGCUACCCUGGUGCGUCUGAACUCAGUGGAGCCUUCGAUUGGUUGGUGAAUAAAAACGUGAAG
Molecule: messenger RNA, 366 nt
Organism: Iphiclides podalirius (scarce swallowtail)
Lineage: Eukaryota; Metazoa; Arthropoda; Insecta; Lepidoptera; Papilionidae
Source: the annotation of a GenBank genome assembly